CUUGCAAACAUUCCAAAGUUUUCUCAAUUGUCUUCAAGAGUAUGGAGAGUUCUUGGUUUGAAUCCGGGAAAAUUCACUCUUCAAGGCACAAACACGUAUCUUUUAGGAGCAGGUGCACAAAAAAUUCUGUUAGAUUGUGGGGAAGGCAAAGCCGAAUAUUUGGGGCUCUUGGAAACAUCUAUUCAAGACACACAUCCUGAUGCUUAUAUCUCUGAUAUCAUCAUCAGUCAUGGACACGGUGAUCAUUGGGGAGGAUUGAACGAUAUUUUAAAUUCAACUAGACUCAACCCUCAUAAAAAUAUAAAGGUGCAUAAGUUUCCUUUGCCUCUUGGGUGUCACAUGGAUCAUUUAGAUCGUUUUCCGAAGGACAUUCAGGUCAAUGAUUUGACGGACAAUCAAAUAUUUAAGGCACAAGACGUUACUUUAAAAGUCGUGUAUACUCCAGGACAUACAAAGGAUCAUUGCACAUUUUGGUUAGAUGAAGAGAAAAGUAUCUUUACUGCUGACUGUGUUCUUGGGCAAGGAACUGCUGUUUUUGAAGAUCUCUCGGAAUACAUUGAUGGUCUUUCAAAAUUAGUCACACUAAAACCCACUCAGCUUUAUCCUGGUCAUGGCCCAUUGAUCGAAAAUGGUAUCGAAAAGAUCAAGGAAUAUAUUCAUCAUCGUUUGGAGAGAGAAAACCAAAUUAUCCAGUUAUUCACUAGCACAAAACACAGUUGGACACCCAUGGGAAUUGUUGAGGAAUUGUAUAAAGAUUACCCUGAAUCACUUCAUCUACCUGCUGCCAGAGGCAUUGUACUGCAUUUACAAAAAUUACAGAGAGAUGGCAAAGUU
Messenger RNA from Mucor mucedo, 834 nucleotides. Its product is annotated as beta-lactamase-like protein 2-like protein. Lineage: Eukaryota; Fungi; Mucoromycota; Mucoromycetes; Mucorales; Mucoraceae. Gene Ontology annotation, biological process: secondary metabolite biosynthetic process. The record is from RefSeq and is a predicted model, not a curated record. The annotation marks the transcript as partial. The transcript has 2 exons.